Molecule: messenger RNA, 1419 nt
Organism: Ectocarpus sp. CCAP 1310/34
Lineage: Eukaryota; Phaeophyceae; Ectocarpales; Ectocarpaceae
Source: the annotation of a GenBank genome assembly
GACCUCGCGAAGAGGGCCGAGGACGCUGGGGUCGCAGUUAUUGUAUACAUGGAUGAGAGCUUUGUUCACCAGGCGCAUGGUUCCGCGUACUCGUACUUUCCUUCUGACGAUAAGGGGGUUGUGCAGGAUGGGACAGGCCGUACAACGGGGAAAUGUUUGCGUAUGAUCAUGGUGCAUGCGAUCACGAAGCACAGGCCCUUGGAGGGAUUUCCUAUCCGUGAGGGUUGGUUCAAGGCUAAGGAAAAUCGUGCGAAGAAGAUUAAGCCUGGCGAGGCGGAUUUCGAAAUGUCAGAUGAGCAGACAGCAGAAUUUCUGUGGCAGGCCAAGUUGGCAACCGGAGAUUAUCAUAACGCCAUGACGGAUGGGAUGUUCAUGCAGUGGUUGAAGCACCGACUUACCCCGGCCUUCGAUGCGCAUUCAAGAACAAGAAGAUGUUUCUCGUUCUCGAUAACGCCUCAUACCACCACUGCUUUGACGAGGAGGUUAAGGUGCCCGAAACCAACAGUAAGAAGUACAACGUCGAACUCUUGCGCAAGUACGGUUGCAGGUCGUUCAAGGUGACGCGUGAGUCGGAGGGUAAGGCUGCUGAGUACAACUUUGAGGUCCCGGCGCAGGGGUCGCUACCCAAUGCGAACCGCAAGAAUGGCGUCAGCAAAGAAGAGAUAGCCUCCGUCACUCGGACGUACUUCAAAAAUAGUUUCCCACAAUAGGUCGAGGAAAAGGCUGAGACGUACAUGAGGGAGAAGGGGUGGGGGUUAAUUUGGACACCGCCGUACAUGCCGACUUUCCAGCCGAUCGAGCUGUUCUGGCAGCACGGCAAGCAUUACGUGAGCAUUCAUUUUGAGAAGGGGCGGAACAUGUUGGAUGUCUGGAAGAAAAUCUGUCUCGGUUGGUAUGGAGACCUGGAAUGAGACGGUCAGGAGGGGGGGUGGAAGGCAGCCAACUGUGGAAAGUUGGUGCAGCAUGCCAUUGGCAAGAUGGAAGAGUGGAUCGGCCUGUAUGGUGGAAACCUGAGCCGCACGGUCGGUAGCCUUGAUAUCCAGUGGCAGAGUACCAAGAGGCUACGGCCGAGGAUGAGAUAGAGGAUGGGGUGGAGGAGCAGACGGAUGAGUGGCUGGGUGAGGACGCAGAAGAUGCCAUUGAGGGCUGAAAAAAAUGCUAAAAACAAAUGCCCUUUUUUGAGCCAAUAUUUUUCGACUUUGAUUCCCGAACAGCGACAAUAAGGGGCUGCACAGAAGGCGCCAUUCUGAGUGCAAGCUGAAAUAUUGUUUGAUAUUUAGCAAUUGAGAUGGCUGUAUCAUCCUGUUCAACCAAUAUAUGGAUCACUUGUGCAAGCCCUGGGGCCGCAUCGUUGGAACACCGCGCUUCAAUAUUUUUGGAACUUCGCCGGGUAUGAUAACACACUAAUUUCGUAAUACU